UCCUGUAAUUUGUUUCAGAAGAACUUCCCUAAUUCAACGCUGAGAUUUCAAAGGGUUGAUCUGCUGUCUGUGUGCAGUACACGAAUAUUGCCAUGUCCUCAAAUUCCUUUACAAUCAUUUUCUAUAUGUUGUUUCCCGCAUUAUAUUUAGCUUGUUCUUACUUCGAUGAGAGUAAACCAGAAAUUCAAGCCUUUCCCAGCAAAGUAGUAAAGAAGGGGGGCAGCGUCACAAUCAGGUGUUCUUCCCCAUAUUAUGAGGGGCAAUUUCGUUUACAAGAAGAAACUGCAUAUUUUGAUUCCAAACACGAUGUGCGAGAAGAAAACUUUACUCUGACAAAUGUGCAGGAAUAUAAUUCUAUUAAUUAUUACUGUAGUCAGUAUUCUUGUGGCACAUGGAGUAAGAAGAGUGAUUUUCUUACAUUAAAAGUGAUAGAUCCAAUCAAACCACAGAUUUCUUAUCAUCUGGAUGACUCUGAAAAUAAGCAGCUCCUAAUAAUCUGCACGGCACCAAAACCUCCAGAGGAAUGCAGAGUGAAGAGCUUUUUUCUGUAUUCAGGGAAGGUGGAAAUUAAAGAUUUGAAAGCUAUGGGUUCUCCAAAGGUGACGUUCACAGUUUCCAACCUUACAGCAGAGUACAAAUGUUCUUAUGUUUUAGAGGUAAAAGAUCCACCUCUUCAUCUCAUUAAAUCACCACGCAGUAAUAAGAUUACACCUACAAUACCUGAAGAUAAAAAAAGAACAGAAAGUACUGAAGGUGAUGAAAAAGAAAUAAUAGAUACCAAGCGUGAACAUGUGGAUGACUUGGAAAGCAAAAGAUCACCAGAAUAUUUGAUUCCUGUUGUUGCCACUGUUUGUGGUUGCCUUGCUCUGAUCCUGAUACUAAUCAUUGUGGUUUACAUCAGGAGAAAAAAUAAAUCAUCACCACAAAAAAUGAAACACAGUGAAUUUCCCCAAAGUGGUGAAGCAGAUAUCGCGGCUGAAGUGACAUAUUGUGCAGUGGACGAGAACAGGAUAAGAGCAACUCCUCAGGUGGAGGUGGAUAUGAAAGACACAACCAUGAAGGACUAUAAUGAUGAUGGAAUCACUUAUGCCGAAUUGAAUAAAAUCUCACUAACACAGAACACACAAUCAUAUACACCCACAGACACUAGCUUAUAUGCUGAAGUGAAAAAAAAAUUACCACAGUGAUAAGAAAGGGAUAAAAUAAAAUACUGUGGACUCAUGUUUCAGUGGCCUCAGCUUACAAUAUUUUCACCAUAUAAUGGCAUUUCCAGAAACUAUAUUUAACGUUCAAUGUCUUAAACCUGUAUUACUAAAGUGGAUGCACUGAUUGGCUAUCUAGAAGUGCCACUCUACAGUAUAGUGUGGUACAACAUGAUCUACUGCUCUUUACUGGUGCCAGAAUGAGCUGCUCCUUUGGACACCAGGUGAGUGUGGCUCCAUUUUAUUUUCCUGGCACACUGCAUGUGUACAGGAAACUGAAAAAGCCCCUGUCCACUACAUAGAAAUUGAUUUACAUCUUCCAGAAAAUAUUUUUGACAAUCUUUAAUCUCCUUUUUUUAUUAUCAUUUUUGGUUGACAUUUUAUGGUUUUCGAAUCAAUAACUACCGGUAGUUUUGCAUACAGUUAUGGUUUCAAGUUACAAAGUUUUUUUAACUUUCAAUGUUUAUCCCAGUCAGGACCAACUAAUAUUGUAAUUUGAGGGACCCCUACUAUGUGAAUAUAUGUUUACUUUCAUUUUAUUAAACAAAAGUAAUAUCCAGAUACAUAGGUUUCAAAUCAACUGAUACAUAAAUAUUCAGAAUCACAAGUCUAUUUUGUUGAUGCCUAGAUGACAGACCCCUACUAUGUGAAUUUAAUUCUUUAAUCUGUUAAUACAUAAUGUAUGCAAUUGUGUUUGCCUGUAUAUCUUGUGCACUUAAAUAAGUAGUUAAACUAAUAAAAUGGCUGCCUAUUCUAUUUCA
Molecule: messenger RNA, 1963 nt
Organism: Bufo bufo (common toad)
Lineage: Eukaryota; Metazoa; Chordata; Amphibia; Anura; Bufonidae
Exons: 12
Coding region: 93-1187 (364 amino acids)
Source: RefSeq, a predicted model, not a curated record